CGCAAAUCCAAGCUCUGGUCUUUGCUUGGAGUUGCUCGUGCUCGCUGGUAGGGAACGUGGUGGAUGUCGUGCGUCAUGGCUGCGUUUAGGGUUCCCUGGGGUCUAUCCCUGCGCCAUACGUUCUAUGCCCAGCGUGUGUAUAUCACAUGUAUGUAAAAUCUCUUGUAGAUGUUCGCUCGGAUGUAUGCAUAGUUGCUUCACCCUGGGCACGUUGCUCCCUGUGGCAUAUUCGGAAAAAGAAACUCUCGCGAGGCGGGACGCAAGAUCGUCGUUCCUUCACUUGGCCGUGCGCCG
This is a messenger RNA of Mycena citricolor, 294 nucleotides long. The record is from the annotation of a GenBank genome assembly. Lineage: Eukaryota; Fungi; Basidiomycota; Agaricomycetes; Agaricales; Mycenaceae.